AUGCAGCAGCGAUCGAACCGGACUGUGGAAGACAUGCGAGACUCUGAUGACAAGCUCGCGGGUAUGGACGGUAUGGAGCUUCGUGGAUGGACCCAACAGAAUCCUACAGUGCCUAGCCGCGACCUCACAGAUCCAGUCGGGCAGACCAUUCUUGCUGUUUUCAACAAAGAAUUUGAUGCGCUUCAGAAUUACUGCGAAAUGAUGAUCAAGCAACUCGGAGGAACCGAGGAAGCUCGCGAGACUGUCAGACAAGAUGUAUAUUCGAAAAAAUGGGGUCCCACCAAAACGCCCAUCUACUCAGUCCUAUUGCCAGCGCUACAUAUGCUCCCCAACAACAAGCAAGAUCUUUUAGGCGUUGUCAGAUAUCUAGUCAACGAUCUCAAAGUACCAGUCGACGGAAGAGAUGUCGUAGGCAGCACAGCACUCUUCUGGGCAAUCUCAACCAAACCCUACGUACAACCAGAAUUCGCCCAAAUUCUCUUCGAUGCCGGAGCUUCUGUCAACACUAAGAACCGUUUUGAUGCCACCCCGGGCGCCGAAAUCGCUCAAGCCGACAUUCACGGCGACACGACCAAGAACGUGCAGAUGAUGAAGUGGUACAUUGAGCAUGGCGGAGACGUCGUUGCUAAAGACACAGAUGGAAUGAAUAUCAAGACCAUAGUCGAAAUGAUGGGUCAAAAGGUGCCGGCUAUGACUGAGGUUCUGAAGAGCGGACAUGGCCCAAGGAAAGAGGGAGAUUGCACUAAUUGUGGGAGGAGCCCGAAGGACGGCAAGCCCUUUCCGGCAUGUGCAACCUGUAAAAAGGCGAGGUAUUGCUCGCAGGAAUGUCAAAAGGUGGAUUGGAGGGUGCACAAGAAGACUUGCAAGGCUUCGUAG
Alternaria postmessia is the source of this 876-nucleotide messenger RNA. RefSeq lists its product as uncharacterized. The transcript is spliced from 2 exons. The record is from RefSeq and is a predicted model, not a curated record. Lineage: Eukaryota; Fungi; Ascomycota; Dothideomycetes; Pleosporales; Pleosporaceae. The coding region runs from base 1 to 876 and encodes 291 amino acids.